AUGGAUUUUUCUCUUGACUGAAUGAAUGAGUCAGUUCCUGAGGCCGAAUGCAGCUCCGGAAUUCUCAAGGUAACCCCCAGAUAGACUGAUGCCGAGCUUAAUUUAUGGUCAACCCAAGAUGGAAUUUCUGAAGCUGAAAAAGGAAUUCAAUUACUUGAGUCAGGAUUUCCACCCCAAAAGAUUUGAGUCUUAAACAAUCUCGACAUUGUCAUAAAAGAAGGCAUUCAUUCAUUAAAUUACUAUAGGAAGCUCCAGGCCAGCCCACUAAUCGCUUUUCAAGUCCCUCACUUCUAACAACCACCUUGCCUGCCAGUCUGAUUACAAAGCUAUUCCACAAGGUCCCCAGACUCCCAGCUGGCUAUAGGUGUUAAAAGUUCAGAUUCGCUAGGCCAUAUUUAUAUAUAUGUCAUAAAAGAAGGCGGAACAAGAAUUUUGAGCCGAAUAUUUGUAAGUCCUAAUUAGUCUCAAAUAAUGAGUUGAGAUGAGCAAAUGCAAAUAGCUGCAGGCAUCGGCUUACUAAACACUGUAAAGAAAAAAUAUCUCCCUAACCGUUUUUUUCAAGAUACAUUAGAGCUUGCAGUAACAUUUCUUAGCUUUUAUUCUCGAACUAUAUUAGAUGCAUGGAUGCCAGUAUUUAACGCACUUAUAUUGCAAGUAUCUGUUGAUUUGAUAAAAUCAAAAGUAAUUCCUAUGAUAAUUUUGUUAUCUGAUUAUAAGGCCUUCCUAUAGAUGGCGCGCAAUGCACCAUCACCGGGCCAUGUCGGGAGAGGGUUCCACACGAGGAAUGGUUCUACGUGUGGAACCCUCUUUUUGGCUCGUGGAAAGUAGUUUUCUCACAGGUCAAAAAGAGAGUUCCACACGUAGAACCAUUUCCUCGUGUGGAACCCUCUCCCGACAUGGCUCGGUGAUGGCGCAUUGCGCGCCAUCUAUAGGAAGGCCCUAUAUACUCAAAAACCUAUCUCCCGGCAAGUUUCAUGCCAAUUAAUAAACAGUCUUGCAGAAGUCUUAGGAAAAGAAUUCAAAGGACAGAUUUUGCAGAGAGCCAAAGCAUUAUCCCAAGACACAAAUGCAGAAGUGAGGCAAGAAAUGUGCAAGUCAUGGUUUUCAAUUGCAAAAGUUAUUGGUGGUUCUGUGAUUGAAGAGCUCAUUUUUUUUGAAGCAGUUAAGCUUGUGCAUGAUGCUGCUCCAGCCGUUAAAGCUGAAGCAAUUAGCCUAUUUAUUCAGUUAUUACCUUAUUUAUCGAUUGCGUUUUUAGAAGCUGAAGCAAUGCCUAUAAUAAAAGCUGAACUUUUAGUCGAAGCGUCUGCCAGUGUUCAAGUAAACUUAUCGCAGCAGAUAGGCCCUUUAUUUAUUUCUAUGAAAUCGAUAAUUACUAAAGAAGAUAGAGCUUUAUGCAUAGAAAUCCUAACAAAAUUAGCAGAUUCAGAUUUCACAGUCAGAAAAAAUUUAGCGUUUAACAUUCCUGGAGUUUAUUUAGCUCUGGGAGCUUGCAAGAACCUAAAAGGGAUCAUUACGAAGCUUGCAAGUGACGAAGAAAUGGAAGUAAGAAUGAAUGUCGCAGCUGGCUUGCAUGAAAUCGUGAGGCAUGAUCCAAACUGUAAAAUAGUGAGAAAAAUAUCAACACAGCUAUUUGAAAACCCUCAAACUCAGCUUGCAAUGCUUAAAAAUAUUCAGCAUUGGCAAUACCAUUUCCAAGCAUCUGAGUUGCUUUCAAAAUUCGCAGCAAUAAUAAAUGCAUCGAAUUGAAGAACACAAUUAAGCUAUUUAGCGCAAAUCAAGGAAGCAUUUUUACAGUUUCCUAUGAAAGAUAUUAUCGACAUAUUUGUCCCUCUUCUUAUAUACAAAAUGCAAUCUGGCUCAUGGCCAUUAAAAAUAUCGUCUGCUGAGCUCUUAGCCAAUAUUAUGUAUCAGAAUUACUAUAUGGCUCGCAAGCUCGAUAUUUGUAACAUUUUAAAAGAUAGAUUUGCAAGGUCAAAUUUUUGUAAUGACAGAAUUACUUUUCUCUAUUUCAUUCAGAAUAUUUUGCCAUUGCAAUCAAAACAAUUUUUUUCUUCAAUUUUCGCGGACGAAACUAUUAGGCUUGGAAGUGACAGUGUAAGCGCUGUCCGUAUUAAAUUUGUAUCAAUGGUGCCUCAAAUAAGAGAAUCCCUCCAAAAUCAAGGAAUUACACAAUUAAAAAACGUUUUAGCCAAUUUAAUUGAAGACCCUGUACAAUCAGUAAGAGAAUUGGCUCAAGUUUCGAGGAACAUCUUGAAAAGUGAGGAAUUCAAUAAUAAAUUGCAAAGUGAAGAAAUGCAGAGAAAUGAGCAGAAAAAGCUGAAAUUUGAAGAAGAACAGGGAGGGCAGGAAUCCAGAGAGCAGGAUGAAAAGAAAAAGAGAAUGGUCGAUGAGCUAGCAGCCAAAGCAAGAGCUGAUAUGCAGCAAAGCAAAAGUGGAGGGCUUAAAAGCAGGCCGAAUUUAGGAAAAUCAGCAAGACCUGAAGUAUCAAGCAGUCCUAAAAUACCAAAACCGAGCUUGCAGGUUAAACCACCUGUUGCUGUUAAAAAGAAAUUGGUUUAA
Blepharisma stoltei is the source of this 2559-nucleotide messenger RNA. The record is from the annotation of a GenBank genome assembly. NCBI's taxonomy places the organism in Eukaryota, Ciliophora, Heterotrichea, Heterotrichida, Blepharismidae.